AUGGAGCGAGGCCACGGCGACGGCGGAGCUGCAGCAGCUCACAGCAGCAGAAAGGGAGACUUCAGCAGCAGAGGCGCUCCUUCUGGGCCUUCUCCGGAGCUCAUUCGCCGCAAGUUGGAGCAGGUGAUGGGCGGGCGGGAAGUCUUCCGGCGCAGCGCCACGGCCUCUUUCCGGCAGUUUGACGUGAGCGCCUCGGGGCGUUUGGCCUUCGCCGACGUUUCGAAGUUGGUGAAGCGACUUUGCGUGAAUUUGCAGCUUCCCCCAGUAGAUGAGUCGGCCCUGCGGAAGAUAUUCGACGCUUUUGAUUCUUUGGGUCGAGGCUAUUUGGAGCUCGAGGACUUCUGCCGUAUGUACUGGGAAAUACUCUGUCGCAUUCGCGAGAAGUACUACCCCGAGAAGACGAUGCGCGUCCGCCGUUCUCUCUUCGUCGGCAGACGCAACUUGGCCCACACCGGCAUUGCCAUCACAGACCUUUUCACUUUCGUCAAGAAGUUGGGCUCGGGCUCCUUCGGCGAUGUCCACCGAGUCAUCGAAAAAAGCAGCGGGCUGGAGCGGGUGAUAAAGACAAUAAACCGGGACCGGAGCCAAGUGCCUCUGGAGCAGAUCGAAGCAGAAAUUGAAGUUUUGAAGUCUUUGGACCAUCCCAACAUCAUAAAGAUCUUCGAAGUUUUCGAGGACUACCACAACGUCUACAUCGUCAUGGAGACCUGCGAGGGGGGGGAGCUGCUGCAGCGGCUGGUGGACGCGCAGAGCCGCGGCAGCGCCUUGACAGAAAAAGCUGUCAGCUUAAUUAUGCGGCAGCUGAUGAACGCGCUGGCCUACUUCCACUCCAAACACGUCGCCCACAAGGAUUUGAAACCCGAAAAUAUUCUUUUUCAGGACAAGUCGCCAGACUCGCCAAUUAAAGUUAUUGACUUCGGCCUGGCGGAGCUGUUUGAAAAGACCGACGCGCACAGCAAAAACGCAGCUGGUGGGCAAGGACCCUUGAGCGCAGCGCGAGGGCCCCCGAGGGAGCAGCAGCAGCAGCAGCAGCAGCAGCAGCAGCAGCAGAGCCUUAGAUGCACUGCACUCUACAUGGCGCCCGAAGUCUUCAUGCGGCACCUCUCGCUGAAGUGCGACGUCUGGUCUGCGGGAGUCGUGAUGUACUUCUUGCUGACGGGCUGCCUGCCGUUCAGCGGGACCAGCAUCGACGAAGUCAAGUACAAAGUCUGCAACUGCGAGCCGGACUACGCGCGGGAGUGCGCGCACCUGACGAACGAGGCCGUGUCGCUCAUAAAGUGGAUGCUCAUCAAACCCGAAAGCGAAAGACCCACGGCCACCCAAGUCCUCCGACACCCCUGGUUCAAACAGGCCGACCUCAAAGACAUCCACAUCUCCCCCAUCAUUUGCGAAAACAUGAAAAAAUACAUGCGACAGUCACAUCUCAAGAACGCACUUGUCAAUCUGAUGGUCCACCAGCUAAAUGUCACUGGACCUCAAAUUCGACAAAUCAACGAAAUAUUUCGCCAACUCGACAAGGACGGCGACGGAACAAUCUCCCACAGCGAACUCACCGAAGGUCUGGCCCAGGUGGGCCUUCCACAGUGGGACAUCAACAGAAUCAUUCAGUCGAUCGACGUUGACGACUCUGGGAAUGUUUCGUAUACAGAGUUUUUGGCCGCGUGUUAUUCAUGGAAGGAGUCGGAGCUGAAUGUGAUAUGGACAGCAUUUCAGAAGAUGGACAAAGACGGCGACGGGAAAAUAUCGGUUCCCGAGUUCGAAGCUGUCCUCGGCGGCGAGGACUACCGGCUGGUGCCGAAGGAAACGAUCAAGUCGUUGGUGGCGCAAAUCGACAAGAACGGCGAUGGGCAGAUUGACUGGGACGAGUUCUUGCAGUACAUGAAACUCAACUGA
Messenger RNA from Eimeria necatrix, 1893 nucleotides. Its product is annotated as CAM kinase, CDPK family, putative. The transcript has 18 exons. Gene Ontology annotation, biological process: protein autophosphorylation; peptidyl-serine phosphorylation; intracellular signal transduction. The record is from RefSeq and is a predicted model, not a curated record. Gene Ontology annotation, molecular function: calcium/calmodulin-dependent protein kinase activity; ATP binding; calcium ion binding. NCBI's taxonomy places the organism in Eukaryota, Apicomplexa, Conoidasida, Eucoccidiorida, Eimeriidae. Bases 1 to 1893 code for a protein of 630 amino acids. Gene Ontology annotation, cellular component: cytoplasm; nucleus.